Molecule: messenger RNA, 2331 nt
Organism: Mercenaria mercenaria
Lineage: Eukaryota; Metazoa; Mollusca; Bivalvia; Venerida; Veneridae
Product: myb-like protein X
Exons: 2
Coding region: 1-2331 (776 amino acids)
Biological process (GO): protein homooligomerization
Molecular function (GO): protein binding
Source: RefSeq, a predicted model, not a curated record
AUGGACCCUGAUGGUGGAAGAGAAGGGGCAGUAGAUAAAUUAAUUCAAUGGAAGAGAGAUGCCCUGCCCAAGAUAAUUAAAAGUGUAGAACCAGAAUAUCUUAGAAAUAUAAGAUUGUUACAAAAAGAAUACGGCCCAACAAUGGUUGGUAUAAAUGAGGAAAGUGAAGAAUCAGGAAUAGAUGAUGAAAUUACAAGUAUGUUGAAGACUCCAAUUACACCAAUAGUAACCCCAGACAGGAAAGUAGUAAGCAAAAGUUUUAAAAUGGAAUUAGAAGAUGUAAGUGAGGAGGAGUUUGAUUUCUCCGAAGGGACUCCAUGUCAAGAUGAGAUAGAUCCAAGGUUAAAUAGAAGUAAGACUGAUAAGAAGAAAGAAACUGGAAGUGAAACAUUCUCGAGUGAUUCAGAGUCUACAUGUAGUACAUUAAGUGAAAGUAGCAGUGACGAUACGUCAGAAACGUCAGAAAGUUCAAAGUCGGGAAAGAAACAAAGUGUAAAAGAAAGUAGUGAUAGGAGGGUAGUGCAGAAAGGGACUGAAAAAGGAGCAAAAAGAAGCCAUGAAAUUGAGAGUAACGAGCAGAGAGAGAAAAUCAUAAAGAGGAAGAAAGAGAAUGUUAAUGACAAAACUGACAGAGAAAGUACAGAAUGCAAAGAUGAAGAACGUGUUAUUAAAACAAACAAGAAUGUGGCAGCACAAGGCAAAGAUAAAUAUGGAAACCGAAAGAGUGUCCACAGUAUUCAGAAUUCUAAAACAGAAAAGAGUGAAAGGUGUGAAAAGAGGAAAGAGAAUAAAAGUGACACUGAUAGAAAUGACAAGUCCAAAAGUGGAGAAAAAGUUCCCAAUAGUGCAAAAGUUAGUAAAGGCAAAGAGGUUGAAUACAAGGUCAGGGACUUAGAAAAAGCAGAAAAUAGUGAACCAAAGAAUUUAAAUACGGACAAAGAUAAGAUUAGGAAAAAGGAAGAUAGAGAUAACAAAAUCGAACAUAUAAAAAGCAAUGGAAGUUCAAAAUCAUCAAAGCUGACAUCAGAAAAGAACACUGGGAAUCAUCCGGAAAGAAGUAAGUCCGAUAAAGCACAGACAAAGGGUUGUACAGAGAAUAGUCAGGAGAAUGAUGAUAAGAAUACUGAAAAGAAAAACUACACUAAUGAGAAUAAGAAAAGGCAGGAGGAUCAAGAGAAUAGGGAAGGAGAAAAUUCACAGAGGAAAGAUAAAAGUAAUACGUGUAAUGGGACAAACAGUCAAAGAAAAAUUACGAAAGUGCUGCCAGACAAACAAAAGGAAAGAAAUACCGAGAUAAAAACGGAAGUGAAACGUACAGCAAAAGAUUCGAAGGAAGAAAAGAAAAGUCAAACAAGUGCUGAGAUAUGUAAUACUGUAAGUGCAACAUCGAUGGUUAAAAAGAAAGAUGAACAAAAAGAGAGAAGUAAAAGUGAAUUAAAUAGAGAAAAAGAAGUUACAGUAAAACUUGUGAGUAAUGUCCCUGCAAGUGAAGCUGAUAAUAGUGAAAUUGGUACAAAGUGCAAAAGCAAUGAAGGGAUAAGUGGCUCAGGUUUGGGAAAAAAGACACAAGAUGAGAAACACAAUGAUAGUGAAUGUGGCCAGAAUGAUAAAGGAAAAGUGAGAAAUGAAAAGUCAGAGUCAAAUAUAACUAAAGAGUGUAGUGUGCGCAUUGAAAAGAUAAAGCUCAAUGCUAUCAGUUUUAACAAAGAGAAGUUGUUUGAGAAACAGAAUGUAAGUGAUCCAGAAGAUAAUCCUAAGAGCAAUUCAGUGAAAGUUGUAAAUGAAAAAGGUGACGCCUCAGAAGAAAAAGAAAUAGCGAGUGAUACUAAGGAGUCCCAUGAAAAUGACAUGGAUAAUCAAAAUGAAAGUGGAGUUACUAAUGAUACAGACCAGACCGAUGAGUGCCCGAGCACUGGCUCUAUCCUGGACGAUAAAUCAAUAAUUCCCGAAAUGCAAAAGACCCAGAAAGAAAGGAUCAUCCUUAAUAUCGGAGGGCAAAGGUUUGAGACCUCUCGUGUGACAUUACAACAAGACCCCAACUCCUUGCUGGCCAAAAUUGUUGGACCGGAUGGAAUGACGCCAAUAUAUGGCAACCAAUACUUUAUUGACAGGGACCCUGCUCAUUUCCGAUUCAUAUUAAAUUUCCUACGAAAUGGAGCCUGUGACCUUAGAACUUUACCACAUGAUGUUCGUUAUCUCUACGAAAUGUAUUAUGAGGCAUGUUAUUAUCGCCUCCCAGGUCUAGUGAACGCAACAAUCGCGAAGAUAGAGGAGUGUAGUGUGGUUGGUGCAAACGUUAUGCCAAUGAAGGCUUAUAAAUUGGGACGCUAG